Messenger RNA from Alligator mississippiensis (American alligator), 775 nucleotides. It is a transcript of the gene RPL10A, whose product is annotated as ribosomal protein L10a. Gene Ontology annotation, cellular component: large ribosomal subunit. NCBI's taxonomy places the organism in Eukaryota, Metazoa, Chordata, Crocodylia, Alligatoridae. The record is from RefSeq and is a predicted model, not a curated record. Gene Ontology annotation, biological process: translation. Gene Ontology annotation, molecular function: structural constituent of ribosome; RNA binding. The transcript has 6 exons. The coding region runs from base 90 to 743 and encodes 217 amino acids.
UCACUUCUCGCGAGACCCGGCGCAGGCUUUUGACGUAUUUUCCGUGCGACAAGCUCUUUUCCUUUCCGGCCUCCUGCCCCGGCGGCACGAUGAGCAGCAAAGUGUCCCGGGACGCGCUGUACGAGGCGGUGAAGGAGGUGCUGCAGGGCGGGCAGACCAAGCCGCGCAAGUUUCUGGAGACGGUGGAGCUGCAGAUCAGCCUGAAGAACUACGACCCGCAGAAGGACAAGCGCUUCUCCGGCACCGUCAGGCUCAAGUCCACGCCGCGCCCCAAGUUCUCGGUGUGCGUGCUGGGGGACCAGCAGCACUGCGAUGAGGCCAAAGCCGUGGACCUCCCGCACAUGGAUAUCGAGGCCCUGAAGAAGCUCAACAAGAACAAGAAGCUGGUGAAGAAGCUGGCUAAGAAGUACGAUGCCUUCCUAGCCUCGGAGUCCCUCAUCAAGCAGAUUCCUCGUAUCCUGGGUCCAGGUCUUAACAAAGCGGGCAAGUUUCCCUCUCUCCUCACACACAACGAAAACCUGGUGGCCAAGGUCGACGAGGUGAAAUCUACCAUUAAGUUUCAAAUGAAGAAGGUGCUUUGUCUGGCGGUGGCAGUUGGCCAUGUGAAGAUGACGGAGGACGAGCUGGUUUAUAACAUUCACCUGGCCAUCAACUUCCUGGUGUCCUUGCUGAAGAAGAACUGGCAGAAUGUCCGUGCGUUGUACAUCAAGAGCACCAUGGGGAAGCCACAGCGCCUCUACUAAUCUGGCAGUAAUAAAUAAUUUUAUAGUACCCA